Falco peregrinus (peregrine falcon) is the source of this 1017-nucleotide messenger RNA. Its product is annotated as melanin-concentrating hormone receptor 1-like. The record is from RefSeq and is a predicted model, not a curated record. NCBI's taxonomy places the organism in Eukaryota, Metazoa, Chordata, Aves, Falconiformes, Falconidae. Gene Ontology annotation, molecular function: neuropeptide binding; melanin-concentrating hormone receptor activity. Gene Ontology annotation, biological process: neuropeptide signaling pathway. Gene Ontology annotation, cellular component: membrane; neuron projection.
AUGAGCUAUGGCAGCUUCAUCCUGCCCACCCUGUUUGGUAUCAUCUGUCUGGGCAUUAUUGGUAACAGCCUGGUUAUCUGUACAGUCUUAAAUCUGGCUAGCAGUAGCAUCCCAGAUACCUUCAUUAUCAGCCUCUCCAUGGUGUAUCUGCCCUUCCUCAUCCACCAGCUGCUGGGGAGCAGAGCCUGGUGCUUUGGGGAGACAAUGUAAGUCAUCACUUCCCUGGAUGCCAACAACCAGUUCACCAGCACCUAUAUCCUCACCACUAUGUCCAUUGACUGCUACCUGGCCACCAUCUACCCCUUCACCUCCACUUGCUUCAGGAAGCCCCCUGUGGCAAUCCUUGUCACCUGUGCACCCUGGGUCCUCUCCAUCCUCAGCAUUACACCUGCUUGGAUGUAUGCUCAGCUCAUCCCUUUGCCUGGAGGUCUACUAGGCUGUGGGAUUCAUCUGCCAGACCCCCAGAGGAACAUUCAUUGGUACACUCUCUACCAGUUCUUCCAGGUCUUUGAUCCCUUUGGCUUCAUCACAGUGGCUUACAGGAGGAUCCUGCUCAAGAUGGCCAGGUCCUCAGAAGCACUGAUGGGCCACAGAUGCACGAGGGCUCGAGCAAAGAGGCUGACCCAUACAGCAACUGCCAUUUGCGUCGCCUUCAUCUGCUGGGCACCUUUCCACAUCCUGCAAGUGGCCCAGCUCACCAGCCCCACUCUGCUUUUCCACUAUGCCUACAAUGUGGCUGUUGGCCUGGGGUUUGCCAACAGUUGUCUGAACCCCUUUAUAUCUUGCUGGGCCAAAAUUUCCAGAGGUGGCUCGGUGUUUGUGGAAGGCCAUCUACUGCAGGGCUGGCUUCCCCAAAUGGGAGCAAAAGCAUGUGAGAGGAUGCAAUUGGGUCAGGACAGCCACUGCUGCAUUUGGUGUCCAUCUCUGGUAGGUAUCAAGACCCACAGGAUUUCAGGUGUGCCUCUACAAGCCAGCCACUCCUCUUGCCUGAGGAAACAGUUGGUGGCAGGCAGGUGA